Teleopsis dalmanni is the source of this 1066-nucleotide messenger RNA. Its product is annotated as macrophage mannose receptor 1-like. The record is from RefSeq and is a predicted model, not a curated record. Bases 4 to 1002 code for a protein of 332 amino acids. The transcript has 6 exons. NCBI's taxonomy places the organism in Eukaryota, Metazoa, Arthropoda, Insecta, Diptera, Diopsidae.
AAAAUGAUUUCACUGCAAAUAAUUUCAUGUAUUCUUAUACUCAGUGUAUUUUCCGAGUUUUCUAAAGCGGAUGAUACUUGCUUAGGAGAGCAACGCUUCACAUCCUUUACGAAAAUUGGUAACAACUAUUACUAUAUAGAUCGAACAAAUGUGGUUAAUUGGUAUAAAGCAGUCGACACAUGUCGCAGAAUGGGCGCGAAUUUAGCUACAAUUAAAUAUGACGACCAAAUGACUGCAUUAUCAAAUUAUUUGCUAUCUAGAGGUUAUGACGAUCGUUUUUGGGUAGCUGGCAAUGAUUUAGCAGAAAACGGAAAUUUCUAUUGGAAUAGUAAUGGUAGAAAAAUGACAUAUGCUAAAUGGAGUCCAGGUGAACCGAAUAAUUUUGGUGGUAACGAACAUUGUAUCCAUUUGCAGAUUAGAAAUGGUGAAUACAGUAUGAAUGACUUUGGUUGUACAUACAAGUAUGCAUACUUUAUAUGUCAAGCGCCUGAACCUAUAUUGAAACUCAAAAUGAUUUCACUGCAAAUAACUUUGUGUAUUCUUCUACUCAGUGCAUUUUCCGGAUUAUCUAAAGCCGAUGAUACUUGCUUAGGAGAGCAACGCUUUGAGUCCUUUACGAAAAUUGGUAACAACUACUAUUAUAUAGAACAAACAAAUGUGGUUAAUUGGCAUAAAGCAGUUGAUACAUGUCGCAGAAUGGGCGCGGACUUAGCUACAAUAAGAUAUAACGACCAAAUAAUUUCAUUAUCAAAUUAUUUGCUGUCUAAAGGAUACAGAAAUUUUUAUUGGAUCGCUGGUAAUGAUUUAGCCGAACAAGGAAAUUUCUAUUGGAUUAGUAAUGGUAGAAGAAUGACAUAUGCUAAAUGGACUCCUGGCGAACCAAAUAAUUUUGGUGGUAACGAACAUUGCGUUCAUCUACAGGAGCCAACUGGUGGAUAUACCAUGAAUGAUAAUGAUUGUUCAAGGUUACUAUACUUUAUAUGUCAAGCCCCUGAACCUUAAAAGGUGAAGAAAUCAAAAUUUAUACGUUUUUUUAAUUGCAUAAAUGUAAAAAUUGCAAAAAACA